Osmerus eperlanus (European smelt) is the source of this 2556-nucleotide messenger RNA. Its product is annotated as protocadherin gamma-A10-like. Gene Ontology annotation, molecular function: calcium ion binding. Gene Ontology annotation, cellular component: plasma membrane. The record is from RefSeq and is a predicted model, not a curated record. Gene Ontology annotation, biological process: homophilic cell-cell adhesion. The transcript has a single exon. The coding region runs from base 1 to 2556 and encodes 851 amino acids. Lineage: Eukaryota; Metazoa; Chordata; Actinopteri; Osmeriformes; Osmeridae.
AUGGCAUCUAAAGGUUCUUAUCAUCCAAAAUGUGGAAGCGGGCGUUACUGUUGUGGACUGCUGUGGCAAGUUAUUAUAAUUAUCUUGUAUUUCGGUCACAUUGCUGAGGGGCAAAUACGGUAUUCAAUUCCAGAGGAGAUGAAGAAAGGCUCGCUAAUCGGUAACGUAGCUCAAGAUCUAGGAAUAGAUUUGAAAAGGCUUCGUGCUGGACGGGCCCGUAUCGUUACCGGAGAGAACAUUCAGUACACUGAAUUGAAGACAGACAAAGGGAUUCUAGUGGUGAGUGAGAGAAUAGACCGAGAGCAGCUUUGCGGCUCCGUUACACCAUGCAGCUUCAGCUUCGAAAUUAUAUUAGAAACUCCCAUGGAGUUACAUCAUAUUACAAUAGAAAUUAUUGACGUAAACGAUAAUUUACCCACGUUUCAAAACCGUCAUUUGCAGUUUGAAAUCAGCGAGUCAGCAACGCUUGGUGCUCGUUUUGUUUUAGAGAGUGCGGAGGACUCUGACGUGGGAGUUAAUAGUCUACAAAAUUACAUUUUGACUCCAAAUGACAAUUUUAUUCUCAAACAACAUGCUAAUCCUGACGGUAGUAAAUUUGCUGAAAUGGUGCUACAGAAACCUUUAGACAGAGAGGAGCAUCCUCGUCUGUCUUUAAAGCUCAUCGCUGUAGAUGGUGGAGAUCCGCAGAGGUCUGGCACAGUAAAUAUAGAUAUCACUGUCCUAGAUGCUAAUGAUAAUGCUCCCGUGUUUAACCAGACUAUGUAUAGGGGCAACGUGAUGGAAAACGCACCCAAGGGCACCUUUAUUACCACCGUUAAUGCGAGUGAUGCAGACAGUGGUUCUAAUGGGGAGAUAACUUACUAUUUCUCUAAGGCCAAGGCCAACGCUGCAGACUUGUUCAAUAUCGAUGCGAUUACUGGAAUUAUGACUGUGUCAGGUCAAAUCGAUUUUGAAAAAGAUAAGAGAUUUGAAAUUAGAAUUGAGGCUAAAGAUCAAGGUGGUUUGACAGACUCCAGCAAAGUUGUAGUCGAAGUAAUCGACGUAAACGACAAUGCUCCUGUUAUAAGUGUCAUGUCAUUCACUAGCCCAAUAUCUGAAGAUUCUCCACCAGGUACAACUAUUGGCAUAAUUAACGUUAAAGACCUGGAUUCAGGUGACAACGGACAGGUGAGUUGUGGCAUAGACCAAACCCUUCCUUUUAAGAUCAAUUCGAAUCUGAGAAAUUACUAUACGCUAGUGACUGACGCCAAACUAAAUCGUGAGACCGUGUCAGAAUAUAACAUUACCGUAGUGGCCACAGAUGCAGGCUCACCACCACUCUUCAGUGAGAGAACAUUUCACAUGAAAGUCUCUGAUGUCAACGACAAUGCCCCGGUGUUUUCACGGGGCAUUUACAACUCUUAUAUAGUCGAGAAUAACUCUCCUGGCGUGUCUAUCCUCACUGUUAGCGCUAAAGACCCUGACGCGAAUCAAAAUGCCCGUAUAUCUUAUAUUCUAGAAGAUUCGGACGUAAGUGGGUCUCCAGUCUCUGGCUAUGUUUCCGUUAACGCAGAGAGUGGGGUAGUUCACGCGGUGCGCUCUUUUGACUAUGAACAAAUUAAACAACUGGAAGUGGUUAUAAAGGCGCAAGAUGGAGGCUCUCCUCCGCUUAGUAGCAACGUCACUGUUAAUAUCUUCAUCCAAGACCAGAACGACAACGCACCUCAGGUUCUGUACCCAGUCCAGACUGGCGGCUCUCUGGUGGCUGAAAUGGUGCCUCGUUCAGCAGAUGUGGGCUAUCUGGUCACUAAAGUGGUGGCUGUUGAUGUGGACUCUGGACAGAAUGCCUGGCUCUCCUAUAAACUGCAGAAAGCCACAGACAGGGCGCUGUUUGAAGUGGGCUUACAGAAUGGGGAAAUAAGAACUGUUCGCCAAGUGACUGAUAAAGAUGCAGUGAAACAAAGGCUCACUGUUGUAGUGGAGGACAACGGGCAGCCCUCUCGUUCAGCUACAGUCAAUGUUAACGUGGCGGUGGCGGACAGCUUCCCUGAAGUGCUCUCGGAGUUCACUGACUUUACGCACGACAAGGAUUACAAUGACAACCUGACAUUUUACUUAGUCUUGGCUUUGGCUGUAGUUUCAUUUCUGUUCAUCACGUGUUUAGUGGUUAUUAUAUCAGUGAAAAUAUACAGAUGGAGACAGUCUCGCAUCCUCUAUCAUUCCAAUCUCCCGGUGAUUCCUUAUUAUCCACCACGUUACGCAGACACUUUGGGGACGGGAACUCUACAGCACGUGUACAAUUACGAGGUGUGCAGGACGACUGACUCCAGAAAGAGUGACUGUAAGUUCGCCAGACCCGGUAGUCAGAACGUCCUGAUAAUGGACCCCAGCUUGACAGGAACCAUGCAGCGGAUACAGAGUGAAAAGAGCAUCUUAGACGAACCAGAUUCGCCACUUGAGGUGAGUUUUGAACAAAUUGUACUUGAAUACUUUACCAAAAGAGAAACGUCUUGUUACACUACUGCUCCAUUUCAGUACCACAAACGUAUGGACAGCGCUUAUUUAGCAUCUGAUUAG